AUGAAAUUUAUAUAUUUCAGUUUUUUUAUCAUUUUUGAUUUGACAUUGUCAAGUACAACGACAUUGAGUGAUUUAAAUCUGGACACACAAGUUCUUGCACAACCUGUAAUUGAAGAAAAUUGGGAAGAACUGCUUGUUGCCGGACCACUUGCAAUAAAUUAUAUUGGUAAUUUAAUGAUAUUAGCUAGCAAAUGUGAUUUUUCUUUGACGUCAUCCAGCCCCAGUCAUGUUUAUGAACAUAUUAAAUAUCCGAAUUCAUUUCGUAUGACCUUAGCACAGAUUGCCAGUGAAAUCUAUAAUGCAUUUAUGAAUGCACAUACUACCAUAGAGCGAAUACAAUCAAGUACAAAACAAAUACCACAACAUUUGAAAAUAAUUCUUAAACUACUCAAAUCAGCUGCACCUAGUAUAAUCCAAGUAAUGCUUCCAAAAACAUUAGAUACGAUUGAACGAAUUCCUAAAGAUGUCGCUAAUUCAGCCAACAUUAUCAUAAAAAAGUAUGAGAGUUCAACUGCACUUUUACAAGAAGUUAUUGAAGCAUUGGCAGACUCAUACGGAGUCAACAAUAGUGUCUUGAUGAAUAUGAAUGUAUUAGUAAAUGCUACUAAAGAACUCAAUAAGAUGCAACAACAAUGGAGUGAAAUAGCUAGAUAUCUGAGUAUAUUAACAAUACGUGUUGAAACUAGUCGUCAAACUGUAUUUUACGAACUUAUGGAUACUAUCAAUAAUAUUAUAUCAAUGAAUAUUCAAUUGAAUGCAGCUGAUCGAUAUUUUUUUGUUUCAAAAAUGCUUGAUGCAAUAAUUAAAAUAGAACAAGAUGCUAAUUUGUUAUAUAUUAUAGCGAAAACAUAUUAUGAUGUUAGUAGUGCAUAUAUAGUAUCUCAAAUGUCUGAUGUUUCUAAACUUUUACUGCUUCAAACUGAUGAUGAACGACACGCUGCUAUGAUACAAUUAGACGAAACUUUAUUAUUUACCUCAGCAGAAAUUUCACAAAUAGUUUUAGAACAAAAACAGCAAUACCAACAACGUAAUCAGGAAAUACAAGACGAAUAUAAACAAUUUAUACAACAGAUGAUGUUCGAAAAUUUAACAGCUAGUAUCGGAAAAUAA
Molecule: messenger RNA, 1110 nt
Organism: Adineta steineri
Lineage: Eukaryota; Metazoa; Rotifera; Eurotatoria; Adinetida; Adinetidae
Source: the annotation of a GenBank genome assembly